AUGCUUGCUGUGACCCAACCGUCAACCUCGCUGUGUCCUUUUUCUCCCUCCCCCUUCCUACUUUGCCCCGCCGCCCUACCUGCACAAACGCCCCAUGCUUCUACCACAGGCUGCGGCUGUGAGGAUUGCGGCGCGGUCGCUCGGUGCACUCUGAGGGACGGCACAGCGCAGUGCGUGUGCCCUGGGGACCUCCCUUUCAUCGCCGCUACCAAGACGUGCCAAGGCCAGCACAGCAAGCCCAGUGCCGCACCGCCAUCCUGUGCGACCCAGGGGUGUCCUUCCAACUUCACUUGCGAUGUUAAUGUCACCCCUCCCACGUGCGUCUGCAUUGAUGGGCUUCAGCUCCAGAACAACCAGUGCGUUGGUGAGUCUGCUUCUCUCAAACUCCCUUCUCACCCUCUCCCUUCUCACCCUCUCCCUUCUCACCCUCUCCCUUCUCACCCUCUCCCUUCUCACCCUCUCCCUUCUCACCCUCUCCCUUCUCACCCUCUCCCUUCUAACCAGCUUGCUUCUCAACCUCUCGCCUCUCGCACUUUCUUCUCUCCUUCUUCCAUUUCUCCCUCUUCCGUUUCUCUCGCAUCCUUCUCUCCCGCUUCCUUCUCUCCCGCUUCCUUCUCUCCAUCUUCCCUCCCACUUUCUUCUCUUCCUCUUCUCUCCGUCUUCCUAAUCCCCGUCUUACUUCUCGCCCACUUUCUUCUCAAACUUUUGCGUCUCGCCUUUCUUCUCACCACAUAA
Molecule: messenger RNA, 735 nt
Organism: Closterium sp. Naga37s-1
Lineage: Eukaryota; Viridiplantae; Streptophyta; Zygnematophyceae; Desmidiales; Closteriaceae
Source: the annotation of a GenBank genome assembly